AAGCCGCAGCGAGGAUCCGGGGGAGUCGAGGCGCCCGGGCAUGAGCUCCCGCGCGGCUGCCCAGUGAGCCCCGCCGCGCGCUGCCCGGCGGCCCCCCGGCAUGGGCGAGCGCGGCGGGCAGCCCGAGCGUCCGAGCCUGCACGGCGCGGGGGCUGCGGCGGCCGACGCGGGCGCUGCCGCCGUGAACGGGCUGCUGCUGCUGCACAACGGCUUCCACGCGCCGCCCGCGCCCCCGCCCCAGCUCUCGCCGCAGCCGCCGCCCCCUCAGCACGACUCGCCGGCCAAGAAAUGCCGGCUGCGGAGGAGGAUGGACUCCGGGAGGAGGAACAGGCCGCCAUUUCCUUGGUUCGGCAUGGAUAUCGGUGGGACGCUGGUUAAACUGGUCUACUUCGAACCAAAGGACAUCACAGCUGAGGAGGAACAGGAGGAAGUGGAGAACCUGAAGAGCAUCCGGAAGUAUUUGACUUCUAAUACCGCUUAUGGGAAAACGGGGAUCCGAGAUGUCCACCUGGAACUGAAGAACUUGACCAUGUGUGGGCGCACGGGGAACCUGCACUUCAUCCGCUUUCCCAGCUGUGCUUUGCACAGGUUCAUUCAGAUGGGCAGCGAGAAGAACUUCUCCAGCCUUCAUACCACCCUCUGUGCCACAGGAGGAGGGGCCUUCAAGUUUGAAGAGGACUUCAGAAUGAUUGCUGACCUGCAGCUCCACAAACUGGAUGAACUGGACUGUCUGAUUCAGGGCCUGCUCUAUGUCGACUCCGUUGGCUUCAAUGGCAAGCCGGAAUGUUACUAUUUUGAAAAUCCCACAAAUCCUGAAUUGUGUCAAAAAAAGCCGUAUUGCCUUGAUAACCCGUACCCUAUGUUGCUGGUGAACAUGGGCUCGGGGGUCAGCAUUCUCGCAGUGUACUCCAAGGACAACUAUAAAAGAGUGACAGGGACCAGUCUUGGAGGUGGAACAUUCCUAGGCCUAUGUUGCCUGCUGACUGGUUGUGAGACCUUUGAAGAAGCUCUGGAAAUGGCAGCUAAAGGCGACAGCACCAAUGUUGAUAAGCUGGUGAAGGACAUUUACGGAGGAGACUAUGAACGAUUUGGCCUUCAAGGAUCUGCUGUAGCAUCCAGCUUUGGCAACAUGAUGAGUAAAGAAAAGCGAGAGUCCAUCAGCAAAGAAGACCUCGCCCGAGCCACACUGGUCACCAUCACCAACAACAUUGGCUCCAUUGCUCGGAUGUGUGCCUUGAAUGAGAAUAUUGACAGAGUCGUGUUUGUCGGGAAUUUUCUCAGAAUCAAUAUGGUCUCCAUGAAGCUGCUAGCAUACGCUAUGGAUUUUUGGUCCAAAGGACAGCUAAAAGCUCUGUUUUUGGAACACGAGGGUUAUUUUGGAGCUGUGGGGGCACUUUUGGAACUGUUCAAAAUGAAUGAUGAUCAGUAGAGAUGAGCUGGAGAUGGAACAACCUUCUGUGAGGACAGAGAACUGAGCAUCGCUGCUGGAGAAGGUGUAAAUGCCAUGAAAUGGAUGGAUGGAUGGAUGGAUGGAUGGAUGGAUGGAUGGAUGGAUGGAUGGACGGACCGAUGGACGGAUGCACGCCAUGCCAUCGUGACUGAUGAACCUGCUGGAUUUGUAAAUACUUUAAUAUCCUUCUAGCUGAUCUUUUCUUCAGGGGUUUUGAGCAUAUGUUUCAAAAUGGGGAAUUCAAGAGUUUUUUCUGUAUACCAUAUUUUUUAAAAGAAAAACCAUUUGUGCAGCGUGGCCAAAACCUACCUAUUUCAUGCAUUGACAUUGGAAAGUUGUAUGAUGUGUAAGAAGGACCUGAAAUGUAAGUGCUGUUUAUAUUUCUUCUGGGGUUUACUGAUCAGUGUGGUAAUUUUAACUUCAUUUAGUAAUUACUCUAGGAGAUUUUACCUUUACUUAUAUUUUUCAUGACGUUUCAUGAUUUGCUGUUGGUUUCAAGUGAAACUACAAAUCUGGCAUGUUUAACUGUGAACACUAUUUUGUUUGUUUGUUUAAACUUUUGGGUCUUGUUUUUUGUUGUUGUUGUUGUCGUUCCUGUUUAAAUGUCAUGGAAAAAGAGAGCCCUUGUGCUUGAAUAACUCCCCUUCUUCUCCUUCUCUUUCUUUAAAUUUCGUAUUAAUCAAGGUGCUGACCAACUCAGUACAUACUUAAAUGCAACAUCUAAAAUGCUCAGAAAGUGCCCUUGAAUAGAAAACUCUGAAAGUGUCAAUGGAUCUAGUAAGCCUGGUAAAUCUUGAAAACCAUAUGCAAUUAUAUCUUACCCCUUAUGAAUACACUGUCUUUUGGUGGGUUUAGUUUAUGUUAAAUUAGUUGAAAUGUUCUACAUUAACAUGUUCUCAUCCACACACUGUACAAAUGGCAGCACAUCCUCCUCUAGGAUGUUAUGAAGUAGGAGGAAAGUCUCCCUUGUUGAUUAACUGCACACAGGGAGGUUGAGGGGAAGUCAUGUUUUGAGGUGGCAGGUCGUAAUAUCUGUUUUGUACAUGUGUGUACCUAGGAGCAUUGUAAUGGGAAUCUGAAAUAAUAAAGUUUUCUCAUUUGAAAUAUCUUUACCUGGAAAUUAUAUUUCAACCCCAGUUUCUACAGUUAACAAAAAUUAAGAUAUUGAUCUAGCUUUCUAUUUCUUUUGGAAAGACAUCAUUGGAAAUGAUGGGGAACUUUUAAAUAAGAGUCUUAAAACGGAAGAGAUCUCAUGUUUUAGAGCUAAUCAGUCUUUGGAAUUGAGCAUUUUAUUGAAAGGGAUUUAUUGAAGGGCAGUACAAUUGCUCCAUGAUAAAUAUUUUCUUCUCUUCCUCCUGAGCACCAUCUUUUAAUUUUCAUAUUUUCAAGUCUUGAAGUUGAUGUUAAUUAAAGUAUUCACUUGUCUGGUUGAAAUAAAGUCUGUUUUUGUUGUGA
Molecule: messenger RNA, 2905 nt
Organism: Sorex fumeus (smoky shrew)
Lineage: Eukaryota; Metazoa; Chordata; Mammalia; Eulipotyphla; Soricidae
Gene: PANK1
Product: pantothenate kinase 1
Exons: 7
Coding region: 101-1429 (442 amino acids)
Biological process (GO): coenzyme A biosynthetic process
Cellular component (GO): nucleus; cytosol
Molecular function (GO): ATP binding; pantothenate kinase activity
Source: RefSeq, a predicted model, not a curated record